Pocillopora verrucosa is the source of this 1722-nucleotide messenger RNA. RefSeq names its product tubulin alpha-1A chain-like. Gene Ontology annotation, cellular component: microtubule; cytoplasm. The record is from RefSeq and is a predicted model, not a curated record. Lineage: Eukaryota; Metazoa; Cnidaria; Anthozoa; Scleractinia; Pocilloporidae. Gene Ontology annotation, molecular function: GTP binding; structural constituent of cytoskeleton. Gene Ontology annotation, biological process: microtubule cytoskeleton organization; mitotic cell cycle.
CCUUGUUCGAGAAGCACCGUUACUACUUUUCGAUAGGGAUAUAAGUCAAAAUUUUUGAUUUGAGACACAUUAUUUUCAUCCAAACAACUUUUUUCAGCUGAAAAUGCGCGAGUGUAUUUCUGUGCACGUUGGCCAAGCCGGAGUUCAGAUUGGUAACGCUUGUUGGGAGUUGUACUGCUUGGAGCAUGGAAUCCAGCCUGAUGGCCAGAUGCCCAGCGACAAAACAAUCGGUGGAGGAGAUGAUUCUUUCAACACAUUUUUCAGCGAGACUGGAGCAGGAAAACACGUUCCUCGCGCCGUCUUUGUUGAUUUGGAACCAACCGUCGUCGAUGAAGUUCGCUGUGGUACCUACAGACAACUUUUUCACCCGGAUCAGUUAAUGACCGGCAAAGAAGACGCUGCUAACAACUAUGCCCGUGGGCACUACACUGUUGGGAAAAGCAUUAUCGAUCAAGUUCUUGAUAAGAUAAGAAAACUGGCUGAUCAGUGCACUGGAUUGCAAGGUUUUCUUAUCUUCCACUCUUUUGGUGGUGGAACUGGCUCUGGAUUCACAUCAUUGCUCAUGGAGCGUCUGUCUGUGGACUAUGGCAAGAAAUCCAAGCUGGAGUUCUCUAUUUACCCUGCACCACAGAUUGCCACAGCUGUUGUGGAGCCUUACAACUCCAUUCUGACAACUCACACCACUCUGGAGCACUCUGACUGUGCCUUUAUGGUGGACAAUGAGGCCAUCUAUGACAUCUGCCGUCGUAACCUGGACAUUGAGAGACCCACUUACACCAACCUGAACAGACUGAUUGGUCAGAUUGUGUCGUCCAUCACUGCAUCACUCCGUUUUGAUGGUGCCUUGAAUGUUGACUUGACAGAAUUUCAGACUAACUUGGUGCCAUACCCUCGUAUUCACUUCCCUCUGGCCACUUAUGCUCCAGUGAUCUCAGCAGAGAAAGCUUAUCAUGAACAGCUGAGUGUUGCUGAAAUCACCAAUGCCUGCUUUGAACCAGCCAAUCAGAUGGUGAAAUGUGACCCACGUCAUGGUAAAUAUAUGGCCUGUUGUCUUUUAUUCCGUGGUGAUGUGGUUCCAAAGGAUGUGAAUGCAGCCAUUGCAACAAUCAAGACCAAGAGAACCAUUCAGUUUGUAGAUUGGUGUCCUACUGGAUUUAAGGUUGGAAUCAAUUACCAGCCCCCCACUGCUGUUCCUGGAGGUGAUCUGGCCCGAGUUCAACGUGCUGUGUGUAUGUUGAGUAACACCACAGCUAUUGCUGAGGCCUGGGCCCGUCUGGAUCAUAAGUUUGAUCUGAUGUACGCAAAGCGUGCGUUUGUCCACUGGUAUGUGGGUGAGGGUAUGGAGGAAGGAGAGUUUUCUGAGGCUCGUGAAGAUUUGGCGGCAUUGGAAAAGGAUUAUGAAGAGGUUGGAGUGGAUUCGGCUGAAGACGAAGGGGAAGGGGAAGAUGAUGAGUAUUAAAAAUCUUCAUCUACUGGCUCGGGUGUGUGUGGGGGAGGGGAGGAACAGGGGAAGUGUUGUCGAAGGAAAGUAACCUUGAUUGGCAUCCUGUUGCUAAACGAGACUCACGGUUUUGAACGAAAUCUACUCCCAAUCCUAGAGGCUUCGUUCCAAAAUGGUGCCAAGAUAUUUAAUCCCAUUUGAUGACGGAUUGUAUUUAUUCUAGAAAAUUCUUUUAUUUUAUCAACUUGUUAUAUUCCUUAGGAAGGUGCGAUUUUGAAAUG